UUGUAUCUCCAUUGUCCUAUCAGAUAACAUUUUCAAUCAUUAAUAAAAAAUUCUAAAUGCAAUAAAUAUAUAUAAGUUAUAUUAUUAGCAUUCAAUUUCAAAUAUAACCAUUUUGCUAAAUAUAUAUAUUUUUCAAUGAUGUAGGAUAAGAUUUCGAAAAUGCGUGAAUUCGGAAGUUUUGGUCCAUUGAUUGGAGCUAUAGAUGAAGGAACUUCGAACGUUAAAUUUUUGAUAUUUGCAGCAAACACUUCAGAAGUGUUGACUUAUCAUCAAUUACCCCUGAAAAGAUUUAGCCCUCAACAAGGUUGGGUAGAACAAGAUUCUUUGGAAAUUUUAAGUGCUGUAUUAGAAUGUAUUGAAGUUACUAUAGACAAUUUAAAAAAGUUGGAUAUUGACCCAGCUGAUGUUGUUGGUAUUGGCUUAACAAAUCAAAGAGAAACAACAAUUGUUUGGAAUUCCUCAACUGGGGAGCCUCUUUAUAGCGCAAUAGUGUGGCUGGAUGUGAGAACUUCAAAAAUUGUUGAUGAAUUAAAUAAAAAUAAAGGCGCACAAAGUAUUAAUGCUGUAACACAAACUAGUGGUCUUCCAUUAUCAACUUAUUUCUCUUCUGUUAAGUUGAAAUGGCUCUUGCAAAAUGUAACAGCAAUACAGGAUGCUGUAGCGUCAGGAAACUGCAUGGCUGGUACAGUGGACUCAUGGUUAAUUUGGAAUCUGACCGGUGGCUGCCGUGGUGGUGUUCAUGUAACAGAUGUAACAAAUGCAUCAAGAACCCAAUUGAUGUCAUUAAAAAGUUUGCAGUGGGAUAGAGGACUUUUACGUUUUUUCGAUAUACCAGUUGAAAUACUACCAAAGAUAAAAAGUUCCUCAGAAAUAUAUGGCUAUAUAGCUACAGGAUCACUUCUUGGAACACCAAUAGCUGGGUGUUUAGGGGAUCAACAGUCUGCAUUAGUGGGACAAAAUUGUAUGAAAUUUGGGCAAGUAAAAUGUACAUAUGGCACAGGAUGCUUUCUUUUGUACAAUACAGGUGAAUCUAUUGUACAUUCGCAAAGUGGUUUGCUUACAACUGUGGCCUAUAAACUUGGACCGGAUGCGCCGGCAAUUUAUGCAUUAGAAGGAUCAGUUGCAGUAGCAGGUGACACACUGCAAUGGUUACAGAAGGGCAUGGGAAUAAUAAAUGAUAUAUCGGACACGGAAGUCCUCGCUACUCAAGUAGCUGAUAAUGAAGAAGGAAGUGUAUGUUUCGUGCCAGCAUUUAAUGGUCUAUACUCGCCACAUUGGAGGAAGGACGCGAGAGGUAUAAUGUGUGGUAUAAGCAGUACUACACGUACUGAGCAUAUAAUUCGCGCCGCGCUGGAAGCGGUGUGCCAACAGACCCGCGCGGUCGCUAUGUCCAUGGCCACGGAUUGCGCGCCGUUACGGAAGCUCCUCGCUGACGGGGGCAUGGCACAAAACUCGACGCUUAUGCAGAUGCAAGCUGACACGCUUGGCAUUCCAGUGAUUCGGCCAUUGAUGAUGGAGAGCACAGCACUAGGGGCGGCGAUAGUGGCGGGCCGCGCUUUACGUGUGUGGCCGGCCAGCACACCUAGCUCGCCUUCGGACACCUUUAUACCAGCUAUUUCGAAUGAAGAUCGAGAAAUCCGCCGUAAACGUUGGGAAGACGCACUUAAUAGAUGUAUGGGAUGGGUUAACGAUGAUGAUGAACAAAAGACGGAAAAUGAAGAUGAAAUUGACCGCACAGCUACAGUGUUACCACCAGGGCUAUUUUUCCUUGGGACAGCGAUUCUUGUUGUUUUAGCAGAUAAAUUGAAAAUGUUGCCAUAAUGUUUAGAAAUGUAGUUUCCUUAUUACCUUUAUGAAUAGUCAUAUUAUAACCAGUAUUACUAUGUGUUAGUGAGUUUAACUACUGUUAUAAAUAUAGAAAAUAUUUAA
Molecule: messenger RNA, 1929 nt
Organism: Colias croceus (clouded yellow)
Lineage: Eukaryota; Metazoa; Arthropoda; Insecta; Lepidoptera; Pieridae
Gene: Gk-2
Product: glycerol kinase-like
Exons: 12
Coding region: 160-1821 (553 amino acids)
Biological process (GO): glycerol-3-phosphate biosynthetic process; triglyceride metabolic process; glycerol metabolic process
Cellular component (GO): mitochondrion
Molecular function (GO): glycerol kinase activity
Source: RefSeq, a predicted model, not a curated record